CAAGUUACUGUUUCUCAAGGCAUUGAAGACUGUUGGGAGUUGGAAAUGAUGGUAAUAAGCAACAAGAGAGCUGCUGCCUUCAGUCUGCUGGCAUUUGUGGUUUUCCUUCAUCCUCUUCAUGGCCGCGCCAUUGGUGCAAACCAAACAUCUCGGCGACGGACACCAGCUAUUAUCAUCUUCGGUGACUCGAUCGUAGAUCCAGGCAACAACAAUGUUAUCCUGACGACAAUUAAGUGCAACUUCCCUCCUUAUGGGAAGGAUUUUGUUGGUCACAAAGCAACAGGAAGGUUCAGCAAUGGCAAGAUCCCUUCAGACAUCAUAGCUUCUCAGUUAGGAAUAAAAGAAUACGUGCCUGCAUAUCUGGGGACAGAGCUAUCAGCCUAUGAUCUUAUAACUGGAGUAAGCUUUGCAUCUGGUGGCUGUGGAUUUGAUCCUCUCACAUCUCAGCUAGUGUCGGUGCUUUCCAUGGACGAUCAGCUAGAUCUGUUCAUCGAAUACAAGGAGAAGGUAAAAGCAAUUGUAGGAGAAAAGAAAGCCGCAUACAUAACAAACAAUUCUGAAUAUCUAGUAGUCACAGGAACAGAUGAUCUGGCAAACACUUACUUCACGACACCAUUUAGGAGGCUUGAGUAUGAUCUCCCCUCCUACAUCAACUUCACAGUUCAAUCAGCUUCAACUUUCAUUCAGAAAUUGUACCAUUUAGGGGCACGAAAAAUUAGAGUUGUGGGUGCUCCUCCAAUAGGAUGUUUACCAUCACAAAGGACACUUGCAGGAGGAAUUGAAAGAAUAUGCGAUCCAACCUACAACCAAGCUGCGACAUUCCUCAAUUCACAACUAUCAAAGGAGAUGCAGAAGCUUAACAGCACUUUACCUAAAUCAAAGAUCCUCUAUAUUGAUAUGUACACCCCUUUGCUUGAUAUCAUCUUACACCCUUCUAACUAUGGAUUUGUAGAAUCCAAGAGAGGUUGUUGCGGUACAGGAACUUUAGAGGUCACACUAACUUGCAAUAGUUUGACCACCUUCAUCUGUGAAGAUGCAUCAAAAUAUGUGUUCUGGGAUAGCUACCAUCCCACAGAGAGAGCAUAUGAGAUUUUGAUGACGAAACUUGCCCAGAGAUACGGUGUAUUUACAAAUUAAGAAUGCAAACAAACAAGUCGUCUUUUGUUAUGUUGUUAAUAGUCCAUAUAGGACACUAUCUUAGUUACAACCACAAUCAUGAUGUCAAGAUACCCCACAAAUGAAUAUAUCCAAAGAUUAUUAAGAAUUUUUCAAGUUUUGGAUAAUCUGAUUGAAUAAAUAAUUGUAAGGGAAUGACAACAUACUCCAUUCAUAAACAUUAUAAAGGGUUUGAAUGUCAAUAAAACAUGAAUAGAAGGACUACGAUCAAAUAACUCUGUGCUAAUGCUACCUAACACAUAGCAUAUUAUAAAGUAGGCUAUGUAUCUCUCCUUUUUUUUAACAACUUAGGCAGAAAAUUAACAAAGUCAAAUUUGGCAACCAUUUCUUUAUGUGCAAAAACAUUUAUUGUUGAGGACUCCCUUGUAGAGAAUAUCUUAGAUAUUCACCCUUAUCCACCCUCUCCAGUUAAAAAUAGAAGAUUUAAUUAACAAACAAUUUUUUUUUUCUUACAAAAUAUUAAGAUGAUAGAUUUUAUGAAAUGGAGAUGAUAUUUUUUUUUAAAACAAAAAUAUUUUGAGAUGGAUAAUAGAAUAGGAGGUCUUAAAGAAUAUGUAUUUUAUUAUUAUAAUUACUUCCAUAUCAAUGCUAAAUAUAUAUAAAUAUAAUUAAUAAAAAAGAAGAUGAGGAAAAGAUGAAAAAUAAGCCAUUAUGAAUA
Messenger RNA from Dendrobium catenatum, 1834 nucleotides. Its product is annotated as GDSL esterase/lipase EXL3-like. The record is from RefSeq and is a predicted model, not a curated record. The transcript has 5 exons. The coding region runs from base 46 to 1137 and encodes 363 amino acids. NCBI's taxonomy places the organism in Eukaryota, Viridiplantae, Streptophyta, Magnoliopsida, Asparagales, Orchidaceae. Gene Ontology annotation, molecular function: hydrolase activity, acting on ester bonds.